AUGGCGAAAAAGGAAGUCGAAAAAUUACGCAGAGAAUUAGCGGAAUUGACAUUUAAGAUAGAUGACGACAGACAACAAACAAUAGACGAAGCUUUAAAACGUUUUGAAAGCCAACAUAAAGGCACUGUUGAACAAUACGAAAAUGAACAGCAUCGUUUACGAAAUGAAGUUCAAGAUCUAUCAGAUCAGUUAUCUAGACGUAAUGACCGACAGAUAUAUAGGGAUCAUCUUUAUAUAUACGGAAAGGUUACAGAGUUCACGGGAACUUUUCACGGAAACGAACCGCAAAUUGAAAUAUUUUUAAAAGAAUGGCUUACUAAAGUCCAAAGAGCUUUAGAUAAUCCAUUGUAUGACGGACAGAAGGGUAAAGUGUUAUCAUUAUUGUUGGAAGGCUAUGCUAAAACUAACUGGGAAAUUAUGCCCGAUGCACUUAAAUCGGACUAUGACGCAAUUAUUCAGAUGUUAAAACAAACAUUUAUUGGACCGUUACAUAAACAUACAAAAGGUAUUCUGUUUAAUGAAGCACAUAUGGAGUCUGAUGAAACGUAUGAAGGAUAUGCGGCUAGAUUAAGAAUUUUAGCCCGAGAACAUUAUGAGUUCGAACCGCAAGUGAUAGAAACAGUUGUGAUAGAUCGAUUUAUGAAUACUAUUCCGGAAAAAGUAAAACGAUAUAUCUAUGAACAUUCUCAACAUAAUGACACUAUUUUGAAAUCUUUAGAAAAGAUAAUACAUAUUGCUAAAACUAAAAGUAAAUUAGAUGAAAUGGAAUCAGUUUCUCAUGCUGUCGCAGCUUCGAUUAUAGCGAGAGCUGAAGAUACCCGUCAAUAUAGGCCUCCUGAGCCUGAUUUUAGAAGAAAAUCGCCAGACGAACAAUGGUAUAGAAACCGUGCUAAGUCCAGGCAAAACACCAGCUAUGACUCUGAUGAACAACAGUCUCGUAAUACAUACAGGCGAGAUAGACGUGAUGACCGUUACCAACGAAGACGUAUACGAGGUGAUGACAACUAUAAUCACUGA
Molecule: messenger RNA, 1017 nt
Organism: Lottia gigantea (owl limpet)
Lineage: Eukaryota; Metazoa; Mollusca; Gastropoda; Lottiidae
Exons: 1
Coding region: 1-1017 (338 amino acids)
Source: RefSeq, a predicted model, not a curated record